Molecule: messenger RNA, 684 nt
Organism: Cricetulus griseus (Chinese hamster)
Lineage: Eukaryota; Metazoa; Chordata; Mammalia; Rodentia; Cricetidae
Source: RefSeq, a predicted model, not a curated record
AUGUCCCUCCGGUUUUCUGGCGGAUCCAGGCACGUUGGCCUGCAGUCGGGAUCUCUCAGGCCAUCCAGCGUAGGCGCAGGCUUUGCAGGCAGCAAUGCAGGUGGCAGUUCGGCUGCUGGUAGUGGAUUUUCUUGGGCCUUAGGAGGGCCCCUGAGCAGUGCUCCUGGUGGGAGCCAUGCCACUGGUACACUGGGAAAUGCUGCUGGUGUUGGCUUCGUUGGAAAUGAAGGGGGUCUCCUCUCUGGGAACGAGAAGGUCACCAUGCAGAACCUUAACAACCGCUUGGCCUCCUACCUGGAUAGUGUGAAAGCCCUGGAGGAGGCGAACGCUGAACUAGAGAGACAGAUCAAGAACUGGCAUGAGAAAUACGGACCUGGAUCUUGCCGUGGACUUGACCAGGACUACAGCCAGUAUCAUCUGACCAUCGAGGACCUUAAAAGCAAGAUUAUCUCUUCCACCGCUGCUAAUGCUAAUAUAAUUCUGCAGAUUGACAAUGCCAGACUGGCUGCUGAUGACUUCCGAUUAAAGUAUGAAAAUGAACUCACCCUUCACCAAAAUGUAGAGGCAGACAUCAAUGGAUUGCGCCGCGUCCUUGAUGAGCUGACCCUCUGCAGAACGGACCAAGAGCUGCAGUAUGAAUCCCUGAGUGAGGAGCUGACCUAUCUCAAGAAGAACCACGAAGAG